Molecule: messenger RNA, 3424 nt
Organism: Crotalus tigris (Tiger rattlesnake)
Lineage: Eukaryota; Metazoa; Chordata; Lepidosauria; Squamata; Viperidae
Gene: TRNT1
Product: tRNA nucleotidyl transferase 1
Exons: 8
Coding region: 199-1515 (438 amino acids)
Biological process (GO): RNA processing
Molecular function (GO): RNA binding; nucleotidyltransferase activity
Source: RefSeq, a predicted model, not a curated record
GCUGCCCUUUCUCUCGCCAGCGAAGGUUGGCCAGCAGGCCUUGCGAAGGGGAAAAAAGGGGGAGAAAUGGACUGAAACGCCCGGCCGGUGCGGGGAUUCCUUGCAGGCCGCGGAAACCGAGCGUGGCGUGAGUUUUUCCGGCUGCUCACUCCACCUUUGCCUAGCUGUGCAAAGGGCUUUCUCCCACCCGCAACCCACAUGUGGAGUCAUUUCGUUCUUCUGAGCUAUAAGGCAGGCGAAAUCCUUGCUCCCCGCAACAGAGUAGGGCUCGCAAGCUUUUGUCGGAAUUUCAGAACCAUGAAGAUAGAGUCUUCCGAAUUUAAGUCUCUUUUCACCCCGGGACUGAAGGGCAUUGCAGAAAUAUUUAAUAAAGAAAAUUAUGAACUAAGAAUAGCAGGAGGUGCUGUAAGGGAUUUACUCAGUGGAAUAAAACCACAAGACGUUGAUUUUGCCACUACUGCAACACCUAGUCAGAUGAAAGAAAUGUUCCAGGCCAAGGGUGUCCGUAUGAUCAACAACAGAGGAGAAAAACAUGGAACCAUCACCGCUAGGCUCCACGAGGAGAACUUUGAAAUUACCACACUGAGAAUUGAUCUGCGUACUGAUGGGAGACAUGCAGAAGUAGAAUUCACAACUGAUUGGGAAAAAGAUGCGGCAAGAAGAGAUCUCACCAUAAAUUCUAUGUUCCUAGGUUUGGAUGGCACUCUUUAUGAUUUCUUCAGUGGUUACAAUGACUUAAAAAACAAGAAGAUCAGAUUUGUAGGAGAAGCCAACCAGAGAAUAAAAGAAGAUUUUUUACGAAUUCUUCGCUAUUUCCGAUUUUACGGGAGGAUAGCUGAAAGGCCUGAUGAUCAUGAUGCCAAAACUCUGGAAGCCAUCAAAGAAAAUGCCAAAGGUUUGGCUGGAAUAUCUGGCGAAAGGAUUUGGACAGAAUUGAAAAAAAUUCUUGUUGGGAAAUACGCAAAUCAACUCAUUCAUCUGAUGUAUGAACUUACAGUAACUGAUUAUAUAGGAUUACCUGUUAAUGGGAACUUACAGGAGUUUGAUACAGUCUGUAAAAAUGUCCAGAAUCUUUUCCCCAAACCAAUGACCAUUCUAACGUCACUGUUAAAGGUUCCGUGUGAUCUUUCAAAACUGGAUUUAAGACUGAAACUAUCAAAAGAUGAAAAAAACCUGGGGCUAUUCCUGUUGAAGCACAGGAGAGACUUGACCAAAGCUUCCGAUACUACAAUGCCUCUUAAACCGUACCAGGAUUUCAUUUUAGAUGCAAGGGAGUCUUGUGCAACAUCCAGAAUCCAUGAGCUUUUGAAGUACCAAGGAGAAGAACAACUUCUGAAAGAAAUGCAAGAAUGGUCUUUACCCUCUUUUCCUGUAACUGGUCAUGACUUAAGACAAAUGGGAAUCUCAUCAGGAAAAGACAUUGGGCCCCUCUUGCUACAGUUACGAGAACAGUGGAAAAAAAGUGAUUAUCAAAAGAAUAAAGAAGAACUUUUAAGCUAUGUAAAGAAGGCGUGAAAGCAAAUGGUGCUGAAACUAAAUAAUUUUGUAUGAAGUUUCACAUGUACAUGCAUAUUUUAUUGGGUACAUUUCAUUUCUAAAUAUUAGGACUAUUUGUAUUUCAGUUCCAAAACAAAUAGGGUAGUUUUUGUGUUCAUCUGGUUGGUAAUACAUGAAUAACUUUCAUAUUCUUUUACUCAACUAUUAAAUAACUAUUAAAUGUACGCUUCAAGUUGCACUGACUCACAAACAAACUUGUAUGUAGAUUGACUGACUAUCUGGGUUGUUCAAAAAUGUUCUUUGGAUUGAGUUGACUUUAAAAAGCAAGGAAAAAUAAUUUAAGGAAAUUAACAUUGCAGUUGUAUUCCUGUUUAUCCAAAAAUGAUUCCCAUCCAUUCAGUGGAGCUGACUCUCAGCAAGCAUAUAUCAUCUUGAACCUCAGUCAGAUUUUAGCCACAGCUGAUGCUGUCAAACAUUAUCACUUCACUGAAAUUCAAAUUACAUUAUGGACAACAACAACCUGAAGUUUUAGAUACUGAAAAAGAUUUACUAGUUAUUCCAAAAAAGCUUUUAGGUACAAGGAUAGCAUUUCUAAUAUUUAUAUUGAGCUGAGCACUUUUCAUUCAUUUUGUUUCUAUGCACCUGAAAAGAUUCUGAGAACUAAUUAAAAACUGAUUUUUUAAAAUACAAAUUACACAAAGUCCCAGCUUUCCUCAUUUUUUAACUUGGAAUAUGUUACAAAAGCCUACAGUGGGUUUAUAAACUUGAUCCUAUAAGUCUUACCUAAUGCUGCAAAAUGAGUUACAAUAAGCUCAGUGGGAUUAAUUCUUGGCAGUAUAUUUAGGACUGUAGUGAAAAUGUUCUUGCUGGGUUGAUGAAUUUGGAUAAUGACAUAGAAGUUUCUAUCCACUAGGUGGCAACCUGUAGGAGCCAAUUUUAUAUUGCGAACAAUACAGUACAGAAGAGGUUUUGUUCAAGGUGCAUGCUGAAAGAUCUCUGGGUGGUAAUGCAGUUUCAAAUUCUAAUUUGCAAUUAUCUGAGGGAGAUGGGCAGUUUAGAAAGAGGAAAUAUAAAUAAAUAUGACUAUUUCUUCAGUCUAGACUUCACGAGAACCAAUUUCUAAUAAUGGAAAAUUUAAUAUUUAAUUUGAUCAUAAUGCUGUCAGGCCAUCUUAAUAUAUGUCAGGUUUUAUCCUAUGUACUGUAUUUUGCAUUUUCUCUGUCCUUCUGAGAAAUUGGUUUAUCAGAAACCAACUAAUAUUGUACCUUCCCUUAAUUCUAAGUCAGUACAUGAAGAAUAUUGAUUCGGGAAUAUGAGCACGGGGACAAAAUGGAGAGUACAACCUUAACCCUAAUGAAUGCAUUACAGAUAGUCUUCAGUUUAAAGCCAUUUGUUUAGUGAACAUUCAAAGUUAAAAUGGCACUGAGAAAUGUGAUACUUAAUGACUGUCAUAGCAUUCCCACGGUCACCUGGUCAGAAUUCAGGUGCAUAUUAACUGGCAUGUAUUUACCAUAAUGGCAGCAUCAUGGUAAUCACACAGUCACCAUUUGCGACCUUCCGGGCAGUCUUUCAACAUGCAAAGUCAGUGGGGGAAGCUGGAUUCACUUAACUGCAAUGAUUCACUUAAUCAUGGCAAAAAAGUGUAGCAAAUUGGGCACAACCAGUUGAACAACCAACUGCCUUGCUUAGCAGUGGAAAUUAUUGUCUCACUUGUGGUCAUAAGUUGACGACUACUAGUUGUAUGUAUUUCCAUGAUACUUUUCUACGUCCCUUAACCUAGAAAGCUAAAAACUUCUGUUUGUUUUUAAUUUGCUUUUCUCCUGGAAUUCACUUUAGAUUGCACAUGUUUUAGAGACAUACUUGGAGAGUACCACUAUGCUAUUAGGAUUGGAGGGAUUGGCCGACAUUACAGCUUAUCCUGCAAAAA